GAGUCCGGCGGCAGCGGCCUCCGGGGCUGGGGUCCGUCUCGGCGGCAGCGGCGGAAGUCUCGCGAGGGAGCGCGGCCGGGAUUUGGCGGUGCUGCCUCCCUCCCUCCUCCCUCCUCCCUCCCUGCCUGUCGCUGGCUGCGAGGCGCUGGUGUUUGUGUGGAAGGGGGAGGAGGAGGAGAAGGAGGGCAGGCGAAAGGAGCCCGAGCCCCACCAUCCGCCGAGGGGAGCGGACCGGAGCCCCCUCGCCGCCCGCGGAGCUCUCUUUCCCUCCCCUCGCCCCGCCAUGGCCUCGGGAGACACCCUGUACAUCGCCACGGACGGCUCAGAGAUGCCGGCCGAGAUCGUGGAGCUGCACGAGAUCGAGGUGGAGACCAUCCCGGUGGAGACCAUCGAGACUACCGUGGUGGGCGGCGAAGAGGACGAGGAAGAGGAGGAGGAGGAUGAGUGCUGCGAGGAGUGCGGCCCGCACCACCCGCCCCAUCACUACCACCACCACCAGCCCAUGAUCGCGCUGCAGCCGCUGGUGUCGGACGGGGACCCCAGCGGGGCGGGCGGCGGCGCGGCCGGCGGCGGCGGGGGGCAGCUCCACCUGCACCACCACCACCAGGAGGUGAUCCUGGUGCAGACCCGCGAGGAGGUGGUGGGGGGAGACGACUCGGACGGACUGCGGGCCGACGACGGGUUCGAGGACCAGAUCCUCAUCCCCGUGCCGGCCCCCGCCGGGGAGGACGAGUACAUCGAGCAGACCCUGGUCACUGUGGCCGCCGCCGGCAGCAAGAGCGGAGGCGGCGGUUCCUCCUCGGCCGGCGGAGGAGGCCGCGUUAAGAAGGGCGGCAGUGGCAAGAAGAGCAGCAAGAAGAGUUACCUGAGCGGGGGAGGCGGCGGCGGGGCUGAGGGCGGCGGCGGCAGGAAAUGGGAGCAGAAACAGGUGCAGAUCAAGACCCUGGAGGGGGAGUUCUCGGUCACCAUGUGGGCCUCGGAUGAUAAAAAGGAUAUUGACCAUGAAACAGUGGUGGAAGAGCAGAUCAUUGGAGAGAAUUCUCCUCCAGAUUACUCAGAGUACAUGACAGGGAAGAAACUUCCUCCUGGUGGAAUACCUGGCAUUGACCUCUCAGACCCCAAGCAACUGGCUGAAUUUGCUAGAAUGAAACCAAGAAAAAUUAAAGAAGAUGAUGCUCCACGAACGAUAGCUUGUCCUCACAAAGGCUGCACAAAGAUGUUCAGGGACAACUCUGCCAUGAGGAAGCAUCUGCACACUCAUGGCCCUCGAGUACACGUCUGUGCAGAGUGUGGCAAGGCCUUUGUGGAGAGCUCGAAGCUAAAGCGGCAUCAGCUGGUUCACACCGGAGAGAAGCCCUUUCAGUGUACAUUUGAAGGCUGUGGAAAGCGUUUUUCACUGGACUUCAAUUUACGCACACACGUGCGAAUUCACACUGGCGACAGGCCCUACGUUUGCCCGUUUGACGGCUGCAAUAAGAAGUUUGCGCAAUCAACCAACCUGAAAUCUCACAUCUUAACACACGCUAAGGCCAAAAACAACCAGUGAAAGUCGAGGAGAACGUUCUCGAACUCAAAGCAUCUUACAGGAAAAUCAAUUGGAAAGAAAUACGCCUCCCCUUUGUAUAUUGUUUCUAGGAAAGAAUUUUAAAAAGAACCCUACAAAACUAAAGGACGUGUUUUGAUAAGUAGUAAAUAAAAAGCAAAAAAAAACCACACAGAAAACUUGAAGGUGACAUUGCUAAGAUGAUCCACCUUGGUCUGUAACCCCGUUUCAAGAACACGGUGUUUUGUAAAGUGUGGCCCCAGCAGGACGGGUCAGCUCAUGAACUUGCAUCAGAAAAGACAAUUCUUUAUACAACAGUGCUAAAAUUGGACUUCUUUUCACAUUCUUAUAAAUAUGAAGCUCACCUGUUGCUUACGAUUUUUUUUAAUUUUGUAUUUUCCAAGUGUGCAUAUUGUACACUUUUUGGGGAUAUGCGUAGUAAUGCUAUGUGUGAUUUUCUGGAGGUUGAUAACUUGCUUGCGGUAGAUUUUCUUUAAAAGAAUGGGCAGUUACAUGCAUACUUCAAAAGUAUUUUCCUGUAAAGAAAGAAAAGUUAUAUAGGUUUUGUUUGCUAUCUUAAUUUUGGUUGUAUUCUUUGAUGUUAACACAUUUUGUAUAAUUGUAUCGUAUAGCUGUAAUGAAAUCAUGUAGUAUCAAAUAUUAGAUGUGAUUUAAUAGUGUUAAUCAAUUUAAACCCAUUUUAGUCACUUUUUUUGGAGAAAUACUGCCAGAUGCUGAUGUUCAGUGUAAUUUCUUUGCCUGUUCAGUUACGGAAAGUGGUGCUCAGUUGUAGAAUGUAUUGUACAGGCACUGACCGUUUAUUAACACCUGAUAAUAUGUACAUCCCCCAUGUAAUAGAAAGGACAACAAUAAAACAGUGGUCCUAAAGAAAGAAUCUGGCA
This is a messenger RNA of Zonotrichia leucophrys gambelii, 2445 nucleotides long. RefSeq names its product YY1 transcription factor (gene YY1). Gene Ontology annotation, cellular component: transcription regulator complex; PcG protein complex; chromatin. Bases 284 to 1546 code for a protein of 420 amino acids. Lineage: Eukaryota; Metazoa; Chordata; Aves; Passeriformes; Passerellidae. Gene Ontology annotation, molecular function: DNA-binding transcription factor activity, RNA polymerase II-specific; RNA polymerase II cis-regulatory region sequence-specific DNA binding. The record is from RefSeq and is a predicted model, not a curated record. Gene Ontology annotation, biological process: regulation of transcription by RNA polymerase II. The transcript has 5 exons.